UAUAUGAUUCUGUAAUUACUCCUGCGAACUGUAAUCUCUCUGUGGGCGGGAAGAGUCCGAAGCUGAAGCCAUAUACAGGGCACCGUUCCUCAAGAAUCCCUAAUUUUCCAGAGCCAUGUCGUUCCUUGAAGAUUUUCAAGCUAAUUUGGAAUCACUGCCGAAUAUCCUUCAAAGGAAGUACACUUUGUUGCGUGAUUUAGAUAAGAGCUUACAAGAGGUCCAACGACAAAAUGAGCAAGGUUGCGAUCAGGAAAUAGAGGAAAUGAAGCGGGAAAUCAGGUCUGGUAACCUUGCGCCAGAUGCUUCAAAACUAAGAUUCUCAGAUGAGGCAGUUGAUGAACAAAAGCAUGCCAUUAGGAUUGCGGAUGAGAAAGUUGCGUUGGCUAGUCAAGCAUAUGAGUUGGUAGAUUCUCAUAUUCAACAGCUUGAUCAAUAUCUGAAAAAAUAUGAUGAAGAUCUUCGGCGUGACAGAGAAAGUGUUGCUACUACUGGGUCCUCUGUUCAAAAUGUUGACAGUAAUAACAAACCUAUGAAGGGCAGCGAGAGUGGCAGAGGAGGGCGUAAGAAGACUCGCCUAGGUGCAACAACGGCAGCCACUUCAGCUGCAGCUGCAAAUCCAACCAGCAUGGAUUUGGAUCUACCAGUGGAUCCCAAUGAACCCACAUACUGUUUCUGCAACCAAGUGAGCUAUGGAGAGAUGGUUGCCUGUGACAAUCCUGACGUAUGUAUUCAUAGUUCAAUUUACCUUAUUUUCUCUUUCUUUUUGGCUGUGUUUCGAUCAAGGAUUUCUGGAGAGAUUUGCGGGGGGAAGGAAUACAACAACAACUAUAUGGGCUGAGGUACGGGUGUCGGGUGCGGGUGUAUCAAGUGUUACAUGUAGUUUCUAUCUCAAGUACAUAGCACAAGUUUAAUAUUUUGCUUGAUUUUCUUAAAUAAAUGGUGUUUAGAAGGUGCCUUGGUGUUUUCUAUGGAUAAUAUUAUUAAUAUAAGCUCUAUGCGUAUUGCAUAACA
Messenger RNA from Rhododendron vialii, 1011 nucleotides. RefSeq names its product PHD finger protein ING1. Lineage: Eukaryota; Viridiplantae; Streptophyta; Magnoliopsida; Ericales; Ericaceae. Gene Ontology annotation, cellular component: nucleus. The coding region runs from base 116 to 838 and encodes 240 amino acids. The transcript is spliced from 6 exons. The record is from RefSeq and is a predicted model, not a curated record.